Dovyalis caffra is the source of this 741-nucleotide messenger RNA. The record is from the annotation of a GenBank genome assembly. NCBI's taxonomy places the organism in Eukaryota, Viridiplantae, Streptophyta, Magnoliopsida, Malpighiales, Salicaceae.
AUGUCACGUUACCGAGGGCCUCGUUUCAAAAAAAUACGCCGUCUGGGGGCUUUACCGGGACUAACUAGUAAAAGGCCUAGAGCCGGGAGCGAUCUUAGAAAUCAAUCGCGCGCCGGUAAAAAAUCUCAAUAUCGUAUUCGUUUAGAAGAAAAACAAAAAUUGCGUUUUCAUUAUGGUCUUACAGAACGACAAUUGCUUAAAUACGUUCGUAUCGCCGCAAAAGCCAAAGGGUCAACGGGUCAGGUUUUACUACAAUUACUUGAAAUGCGUUUGGAUAACAUCCUUUUUCGAUUAGGUAUGGCGUCAACUAUUCCUCGAGCCCGCCAAUUAGUUAACCAUAGACAUAUUUUAGUUAAUGGUCGUAUAGUAGAUAUACCAAGUUAUCGCUGCAAACCCCGAGAUAUUAUUACAGCGAAGGAUGAACAAAAAUCUAGAGUUAUGAUUCAAAAUUCUCUUGAUUCAUUCCCCCAGGAGGAAUUGCCAAAACAUUUGACUCUUCACCCAUUCCAAUAUAAAGGAUUGGUCAAUCACAUAAUAGAUAGUAAAUGGGUUGGCUUGAAAAUAAAUGAAUUGUUAGUUGUAGAAUAUUAUUCUCGAUCGUUUUCUCACGAGAGAUCCCGGAUAACUGGAAAUUUGAUUGAUAAGACCUUUUCAAUUGUAGCCAAUAUCUUAUUACGAAUAAUUCCGACAACUUCAGGAGAAAAAGAGGCAUUUACUUAUUACAGAGAUGGUGUGAUUUGA